Messenger RNA from Cornus florida, 1746 nucleotides. Its product is annotated as endo-1,4-beta-xylanase 5-like. The record is from RefSeq and is a predicted model, not a curated record. NCBI's taxonomy places the organism in Eukaryota, Viridiplantae, Streptophyta, Magnoliopsida, Cornales, Cornaceae. Bases 1 to 1746 code for a protein of 581 amino acids. Gene Ontology annotation, biological process: carbohydrate metabolic process. Gene Ontology annotation, molecular function: hydrolase activity, hydrolyzing O-glycosyl compounds. The transcript is spliced from 7 exons.
AUGAAGAUCCAGAGAUGUCGAUCUUGUUGUGAUGGAGGCGGCGGCGGCGGCGAGCAAGAGAUGGGCUAUGGUGCUGCACCGAUUGCGACUCGCGGAGGCGUGAUGGCAGAUGUUGAUGGCGGCGCCGGCGAAAAGGGAGAUGGCUGGGUCCGAUCCGGUCAUGGAGAGCUGGCAAAACAGAUCCGGGUCUUGGACUUGCAACGCGGUAUGCUUGCGGCGGCGGUGCCCAGCUGGAUGGUUCGGACGGUUCGCUGCACCGGCGAGGAGCAGCUGGAGAUUGGCAAGCUUAAUCAGCUGUGGAUGGCGGUUGGAGCUAGUGAACAACAGACGAGGGAGAAUGAAAGAUGUUGGGUAAAAAUAAAGGGUGCAAAUUCAGCUCUGGUAAUGGCAAACCUAACAAUGGAUAAUACUACAUUCCAGUGUGUAGGGACUGUUAUCGCUAGGCGUGGUUGCUGGUCAUUUCUCAAAGGUGGAUUUGUUCUUGAUUCACCCUCAUCUCACUCUUUCCUCUACUUUCUGAACACAGAUGGGAGAGUGAUCAAUAUAAGAAUUGCUAGUGCUUCUUUGCAGCCAUUUACAGAUGAGCAAUGGAGAACAAACCAACAACACCAAAUCAACACUGAAAGAAAGCGCGCAGUCACAAUUCAUGUCUCAGAUGGACAUGGAGAUAGGUUGCUAGGAGCAAGUAUUAUAGUAGAGCAAGUUUCAAGUGAUUUCCCAUUCGGUUCUGCUAUAGCAAAGACCAUUCUUGGAAAUUUGCCCUAUCAGAAUUGGUUUGUUGAGAGAUUCAACACUGCUGUUUUUGAAGAUGAACUCAAGUGGUACUCUACAGAACCCCAACCAGGGAAGGUCAACUACACAAUACCAAAUCAAAUGCUAGAAUUUGUUAGAGCUAACCAAAUUAUGGUCAGAGGCCAUAACAUCUUCUGGGAAAAUCCUAAGUUUAAUCCUUCAUGGGUUCGCAACCUAACAGGUCCUGAGCUAAAGUCAGCUGUCAACUCCCGAAUACAAAGUCUAAUGAGUAACUACAAAAAUGAAUUCAUACACUGGGAUGUCAACAAUGAAAUGCUUCAUUUUGAUUUCUAUGAGCAGAGGCUUGGUCCUAAUGCCAGUUUCCACUUUUUUGAGAUGGCGCACCAGUCAGAUCCUCUGGCAACCUUGUUUAUGAAUGAAUUCAAUGUGGUGGAGACUUGCAACGAUGUUAAUUCCACCGUUGACACCUACAUUUCGAGGCUAAGAGAACUCAAACGCAGUGGUGUGUCGAUGGAUGGAAUCGGCCUAGAAGCCCACUUUACAGUACCAAACCCUCCUCUAAUCAGAGCUGUCCUAGACAAGUUAGCCACACUAGAGCUUCCUAUUUGGUUUACAGAGGUUGAUAUCAGCGAUACACUUGAUAAGGAAACACAGGCUUCAUAUCUUGAAGUAGUGUUGAGAGAAGGCUUCUCACACCCUUCUGUCAAUGGAAUAAUGCUCUGGACUGCACUGCACCCAUAUGGGUGCUACCGAAUGUGCCUCACAGAUAAUAAUUUUCAUAACCUCCCAGCCGGAGAUGUCGUGGACAAGCUCCUGAAAGAAUGGCAAACUGGAGUGGUGGAGGGUCAGACGGAUGACCAUGGUUCAUAUAGUUUUUAUGGAUUUUUAGGAGAGUACAAGGCGACUGUGAAGUAUGGCAACAGAACUGCAAAUUCAACAUUCUCUGUCUGUCAAAGUGACGAAACUAGACAUUUUAGCAUUCAAGUAUUGUAA